Messenger RNA from Cololabis saira (Pacific saury), 6370 nucleotides. RefSeq names its product nuclear receptor interacting protein 1b (gene nrip1b). Gene Ontology annotation, cellular component: nucleus. Gene Ontology annotation, molecular function: transcription coregulator activity; signaling receptor binding. The record is from RefSeq and is a predicted model, not a curated record. Bases 860 to 4474 code for a protein of 1204 amino acids. Gene Ontology annotation, biological process: regulation of transcription by RNA polymerase II. The transcript is spliced from 3 exons. NCBI's taxonomy places the organism in Eukaryota, Metazoa, Chordata, Actinopteri, Beloniformes, Belonidae.
CGUGCACUUCUCCACAGCGAGGGGACUCCGAGAAUAAACAAUUCCCACAGACUGCACGCUCCGCACCUCAGCUCAGCGCACAGACGCAGUUGGAUUUUUUUCGUGUGAGGGGGGGAAAAAAAGAGAAAGACAUCGAGGCAUUUUUUUUUCUUGGACUUACAUUUUGAAAUAUACAUUAAAAAAAACCUUGCCUCGCCAUUUCUGUUUCCUGCCAAACGUGUCGCGGGGCCGUUUUCAUUGGAUUUGCCGUCCUGCUGUCGACUGGGAGCGAUGCGCUCCGGCUCCGGCUGACUGGGGCGACGACGCAGGUGAUGUGGCAGGAGGGCAGGAGAGGAGCUGUGGCUAAGUUAAAAUGCCACUCAUUCCUGAAGAGUCCCUGGCCUCGUCAAGGUCCCAUAGGUCCUCCUUUCCUGUGAGAUUUCUAAACCUGGAAGACACAGCUGACAGAACCACGGCCAGGCUGUGCGACAGACAUCCCCGACAUCGACAACCAUGAAAUGUGUCAACAUCUCACCGGUGAAACCCUGCUGAUUCUUACCUUGCUAUUGACACAAGCCUGAAGCGGGGCCAUCUGCAGUCCUGAAGUUUAUAAAAAGGCACAAUGUCUGGGAGGCCAGCCGGUCCCACAUUGCCUCCGACCAUGGUUGCCGUUUCAACAAAUUGCUGAUUAUGCCCACUACAGAGGAGGAUCGCAUCCAGCCAGCGUUUCCUUCCUCCCCCCUGUAUACUCACCUGGUGCAAUAACCUGCGUUCCUUUUUGGUAUUUAAGAAGUACAUACCACCGUCAUCCAGAUGACCUAGACAACAUUUAUUUCCCAGUAGCAUUGCUGAGCUUUACGAGGGGAUCUGAUUAUUGAACAUGACUCAUGGGGAGGAGCCUGGCCCUGAGACACACAAGGAUUCAGCUGUACUAACUUAUCUGGAAGGUUUACUGAUGCAUCCAGUAGUGGCCGGGCCUGGGGCCACGGCGGGCGGGAGAUCCGAGGCUGCCCACAGCAGUCAGGAGCAGGGUGACAAGGUGGGCGGACCCUUUCAAAUACCCAACCAUGGCUCAACCGCAUCCAAGGCUGGAACCAAUGGGACCACUGUAGGUUCUUCACAACACUUGAAGAAGGCGCGCUUGUUGCGCUCUGGAGCUUGGAAUGAUCCAGGGAACGAGCGGAUUAAUUCCCCCAAGAUGGAGCUGAAUGGCCAAGUGGGAAGCCUACAAAAUGGAGCCCUCGAUGGAUCUUCUCAUGCUGGAGAAAGCACCCUGUUGGCCUCACUACUUCAGUCAUUCAGCUCACGCCUUCAGAAUGUGGCGAUGUCUCAGCACUCUAAUAAGCCCCCCAGUGAGUGUUCCUCUCCAUCCAAGGCACCACCCGCUGACAAAGAGCCACUACCUGUUUAUGGGACAGCCUCAAGUCGCUUGAAGGGUCUAAUGAGGAAGAAUAAACUUCAAAAUCACAACAAUACCCCUUACAGUCGCCGGGGUCACAAUCAGGACAGGCCCCCUGAGUCACCUCGUUCAGCACACAGCGCCACACCUCCUGCUGCUCCCACAGCUGCUGAGUCGGUGUCCUGUGCUGAGCGUUUGAAGGCCGUGGCCAACAUGGUGAAAAUCCGUUCUAGUCCAGCACAUUCACCCAAGCCUAGCGUGGCCUGCAGUCAGCUCGCUCUGCUGCUGUCCAGUGAAGCCCAUCUCCAGCAGUACUCCAGAGAGCAUGCACUCAAGGCCCAGCUCUCAGGAAGGUCUGCCAGCGAGAGACUCGCUGCCAUGGCAAGCCACCAGCAUGGCCAGGACAACAGGCCACCUAGUGUGGGAGGGACUCCCGACACACUGAGCUCCUUAACAACCCAAAACGGAAUAACAACAACAACCACAAUAACGGCAACACUCCCACAAACGGCCCUGUCCAGUCCACAGAGCCCCACUCUGCUGCGUGCCGCCAGCCAAAGCUCCCCACCCACACCCCCACACGCUCCAAGCCACACUCACAGCCAACCUCCCAGGGAGAAGCGAGGCUUUGACACACGUCCUGCCCGCCCGCCCCAAACAUGCAGCAGCUUGCUACUGCUGCUACUGAACAACCACAACAACCAGAAACAGCUGACCAAGAACGGGCACCUAGAGGACGUUGGUGGCAUUCUGCCACCGAGUGGCUCCUCUUCAGUCACGUCGGAUAGUGAAUGCUCCACCCAGGAGAGGAGCAUUGCCAAGGAUAGCAGUGAUGCAGAGAGCUCCUACUCCAGAUGUUCUCCCAUUGACCUCUCCAUGCGAGGCCGUGCCACCAUACAGGACACGGGGCGCAAACAUACACCCCCUUCUUCCUGCUCUUCUUCCAACCCUACCUUUUCUUCAUCUGCAACAGCUUAUUCCUCGACGGUGGCCGCAUUCUCUCGUCAAUCGUGUACCCAGCCAUCUGCCACAUCUUACACACCAUCUUCUAUUGCACUGUCUUCUGCUUCCAAUGCUAUUUCUUCAUCCUCCGCCUCUUCUAUUUCUACCUCCUCCCUGGACAAACUAACAGAAUCUUUAAUAAAUAAAUGGAAUCCAGAGCCAUCGGGAAUAAAUGUCUCCAAUAUCAAAGACCCUGAAAUGAGCCCAGACCAGAAAUCCCACCCUAAGGUCACACUCAUGCAGCUUCUUCUUGAGCGCAGAAAUAAUGAGAUGGUUAAUAAAAGCAUUGGUAAGCAGGAUUUACCUCUUGAUAUAACUAUGGCGGCCAUGUCUCACAGUCAGCCACAGGGGCAGAUGCCCUGGGAAGAGAACAGAGCAAAAAGCCCCAUAGAAAGGCCUGUAACCCCAGCCCAGUCGCUCUACUCCCUCAGCCAUGACCCAAGCAGCACACUAUCCCCAUUUUCCUACCCAUCUCCCCAUGUCCAGUCCAGCCCACUUGAUUUGUGUAAGUCUAAAAGCUUCCCUGCUGAGAAGGCUUCGGAGCCGGCCUUCAGUGCCAGUAAACUGUUACAGAAUCUGGCUCAGUGUGGCACCACCUCUCCACCCAUUCCCUCUGGUAAAGCACUGGGUCAGGAGCUUGAUGCCAGCAGGCCCCUUGCCUUGUUGGAAAAGCUCAAUACUCCAGUCCACAGGACCACCACUACCCCACUCUCAGAUGGCGCUUCAGGCAGCGGCACGCCAUUCACUAGGAAGGAUGCUUCUCCUUCGUCACAAAUUGAGAACCUCCUUGAGAGGCGGACAGUUCUGCAGCUCCUCCUAGGAACAAGCUCUGCUGCUGCUACGGCUGGCGGCAAAGACAGACCCAGUGGGAGUGGAAGGAGGAGUGUGGAAGUGGCAGGGGGAUGCUAUGAGAAGAGCCCCACUGCUUCCGUCAUCUGUGACAGCUCUAAUGGGCCCCAUUUGGAUGUAAAGGUCAAAUCAGAGCUCACAGAGGAGGUAGGACCAUCUUCUGCCAACUCUGAGGACUUGACAGGCAAAAAGAGACUGAGUGGCUAUGAAAAGAAUUGCCGUGUUUUAGAUUCCCAGCAGGACUUAAAAACAGAGCCACGGCCUGCAGAGGUCAUAGCAAAAUAUGGCCUCCUCAGCCAGCUACUUAAACAACAGACUGCUACCUAUUAUACUAGUGCUGCUUUGCAGGCAGAAUCACAGUCCAGACAGAUUAAAGAGGAGCAGAGGGAGUAUCCCAGCCCCAGUCCUAAGAGGAGACGUGUCUGCUCGGAGCAAACGGAUCAUUUGAAUAAUAUUGGCUCUCCAAGAGCAGUGGACAGUGGCAAAACAAACAUUUUUACCUCUUCUGCUGUUCAGGUAGAACCUGACCAGCAGAGGAGACUGAAGGAUGAAGACGUCCCACCGAGGAGUCCAUCAAGUGAAAGCCUAACUAGAGAGAGUCGGGGCUUCAAUGUGCUCAAACAGCUGCUACUCUCUGACAACUGUCUGAAGGAGCUAUCCCAGCAGCCACGGGGGACACCCAGUCCCUCAGUCCUGCAGGCUAAUGGCAAAGCUAACGGUAACAUUCUCAGUCAACCUGCCCAUAAUCACAACUUCCUCCAGCCCCCCAGCUGGCACCUGCACGGUUCCCUCAACUCAGGGCUUCCAAGUAAUCUAAGACCACUGCCCACCCCUCCUGCAGGUGACAGCCCCGUCCGCUCCCCAUGGAGCCGCCACCCAGCUCCAUGGCCUGUGACUCAAAAGCGAGAACCACCUACUUUAGUGAAACAGGAACCUGAGAGCCCUGUUCGGUGGAGUAAUCACGAGAAUGAAGAGGAGGAGGAGGGCUGUGACUCUAACCCGGACUCUCCACGGCUCUCGCGUUCCAACCCCAUCUUGUAUUAUAUGUUGCAGAAGGGCAGCAUUCAGCUGAGGAAGGAGGCAAGGGAUCAAGCGGAGGGAGCUCAGUCUGUGGUCAGAGUUAAAGAAGAGCCAAUCAAUGACAUGCAUGCGUAUGAACGCAGUCUGAGCUCCACUCCCCAGUCCCCAGCCCACAACGAGAAGCACAGCCAUGAGAGCCAGCGGCUGAGCCAGUCGUCCAAGUAGAGGUUUUAUCAACUACAGAAAAAUACACAACAGAGUCAAAUUCAUGAACUUUUCUUCUUUUUUUGCAAUAAUUUAAUUUUUAAAUGACUUGCCAAAUUGAUGAUUAAAAAUAGUUGUUUUUUUCUGUUUCAUUUGUUCUUUUGUUUAUUUUCCCCCUUUUUGAAUAGAGCAAGUUGAAAUUGAAAAGAAUAUUUGCAUUUUCGUCUCAGUUUUAGACAGUAAGGUCGUGGAAUGGUACAAAAGUGGUCUUUCUCUGCAGAUACCUUCUUGAUUACACCAAACCCUACAGAGGUUUCACAAGUAUAUUCCUUUCCAUCUGUGAUUAUCUUGCACUACAUUCAUUUUUAUAAUUAGGCAUUCUUGCCUGUUUUCAGUCCUUUUACACUUAAAUUUUGCAUCAGACUUCUACACAUAUCACUUUCCCAUGUCCUUUUUUGUUGCCUCAUAAAACAUUUAAGAGAUUUCAAGCAACAUUUAUAAUUGAUGAUUAAAAAAAAAACAUUAUUUAGUUCCUUCAUCAGUUCAUUUUCAGAUAGAGCCACAUAUCAGUUUUAGAUGAAAUUCUUAAUAGUCAUUCUCAGACGCUGCUCUUUUACAACAAUGUACAUUUAUAGAUUCAUUUAAAGGAGGACCUUGAAAAUUCACACUGGAAUACCUUUGGUGAUGAUCCUGCCAUGAUGAAUGCUUUGUCUUGCUUUUCCUUAAGAUUCAGGAUAUUGUAUAAUUGCCUGUGGUAAAAGAAUAUAUCAUUGGAAGGUUCAGAUGGCCACAACUCAUUAUGUUUCAUUUUUAUUUGAACUGAACCUGAAAGGCCAAUAUUUGACAGUGCACAUUCGGGUAAUAUGUUUGCAGACGGCAGUUUUGAGCAGAUGGGUCAACAGAGCGCGUGUGGUGCUUACAGUUGAACAACUGUGUGUAAACAGGUUUCUAGAGCAACAGAUAAAAGGCUGCAUUGUCUUACCAUUUUAUCUUGCCAUCCUGGUAAAAACCCACACCACUUUUCUACAUGCACACAAAAACUCUUGAGUGUGAAGCACAUGAUACAUUCUUUUCAUGUCACGUAAAAAGACUACCUGGAGUUUGCACUGUGGAAGUGGAGUCCUUGGUGUCCUUUUUUGGAAUAAUUUAAUGGCAUGUAAUGAAACAAUGUCAGUAUUGUUAUCCGUUGAGAAUUUAACAGUUUUUGUGUGUGUGUGUGCGUGCGUGCGUGUGUGUGUUUUUUUGUUUUUUUUUGUUCUGUUCUUUUAAAAUUUUAUUUUCUUUAUUAUUUCUUAACAAUUGUUGGUUAUGGGCAUCUUAUUUUUGUGGCAAUCUCUUAUUGAUAAAAUGUCAAAAUAAUUGCAUGAUAAUAAAGAGAAGACCACAGGUACUUCUUCGUUUUCGAUGCGGCUGGAUAUGUACUCCCCCACCCCCAACAAUUACCGAGACAUUUUUGUGUCUUGAGGGAUAUCCGGUAUCUAGCUUUUUAUUUUUUCGUACUGUAUUCUUUUCAGUUAAUUUCAUACUGCUUUAUCCAUUUAGUCUUGUGAUCUUUUUAACGCAUAUAUCUAUGAUGUAUGUCUCUUUGAUUAUUAAUACAUUUUCACAAUGGUUAAAUAUUUGUGUAAAUAGUACUUUCAGUAUGAAAGAUGACUAUUUUGUAAUGUUUAAAAAAAAGAUAUUACCCUAGUUUUUAAUGCCCUGAUGUGUAAAUAUGAAUUGUAUGCAUACAAGUGUACAUAAAAGGCAGAGGAUGCUAUGCCCAUCUUUUUUGGUUGGUUUGUUCUUUGCAUGUGUCUCUAUGUGGUAAAUGAUAAAAUAUCCUGCGCUGUGUUGUGUAAUAAUGUCUGACUCUCCUCACUGCUGCCUGUUGCAUGCAGACGCAUGGGAACUACCUGUGUAUCCCUACUGGUGAUG